CGUGUGCUUGCAGGCGCAGCUCGACAUGGAUGCAGGGGAGGAGGAUCCCAUGCAAGGCUUGCAAAAGGCUGCCGUUUGCUCCAUCUGCUUGGAGUAUUUCCAAGACCCGGUGUCCAUAGACUGCGGGCACAACUUCUGCCUGGCCUGCAUCAGCCAGUGCUGCGAGGACGCCAGGACCCGCUUCUCCUGCCCUCACUGCCGCAGGAGGUCUUGCAGGAAAGAUUUCAGGCCUAACCGGGAACUGGCGGAGAUGGUGGAGAUUGCCAAGCGGUUCAAGAGCCAGAUGGAAGAAGCGCCGGGAGGGAUGAUGGGCAGGUGCGAGAAGCACCGGGAACCUCUGAAACUCUUCUGCCAAGAUGACCAGAGCCUGAUCUGCGUGGUCUGCGAUAGAUCCAGGGAGCACAGAGCUCAUGCAGUGCUCCCUGUCAAGGAGGCUGCCCUGGACUAUAAGGAACAAAUUCAGACUCAAUCACAGAGUCUUAAGCAAGAGAGAGAGAACCUGGAGGAGCUUAAACAGGCCGGUAAGAGGACAACUGAAGAAAAUCUGGAAAAGUUGGGUGCUGAAAGAAGGAGAGUAGCAUCUGCAUUUGAGCUGUUGCAUCAAUUUCUUGAAGAACUGGAACAGCCCAUUCUGGAUCAACUGAAUGAGCUAGAGCUGGAGAUUAAGAAUGGGCAGGAGGAAAAUGUUGCCAAAUUCUCUAAGGCAGUUUCUGUCCUUGAGGACCUGAUCAAUGAGAUGGAGGAGAAAUGUAGGCAGCCGGAUAAUGAAUUCCUGCAGAAUGUCAAGGACACUUUGAGCAGGUCUAAGAAGAGACCAUUUCAUUUGCCUUUGGAGGAUAUUUCUCCAGACCAAAGAGAGAAGCUCAGUGCAUUUGCUCAGAAAAACAUUUCCCUAGUAGAAACCCUGAAAAGAGUCAAAGAGUCUUUAUUACUUGAACUCCAAGAGAAAGAAGACGAUAAGAAGUCUUUAGAAAUAGCCAGUGUGACCCUGGAUCCGAGCACAGCAGGCCCGUCCCUCAUCCUUUCUGAGGAUGGGAAAAGUGUGUGGUUGGGAGACACCCGUCAGAAAUGUGCCAGCUCUCGGAACCAGCUUAACGUGUACCCCUGUGUGCUGGGCUGCGAAGGGUUUGCCUCGGGGAAGCACUCCUGGGUGGUUGAGGUGGAGGCAGGUGGAAGUUGGGCUGUGGGUGUAGCCCGAGUGUCUGUGAAAAGGAAGAGGAAACUCAAUUUCCGGCCUGGACAUGGGGUCUGGGCUUUGGAGCAUUUGGGAGCCAAUCAUUACAGAGCUUUGACAUCCCCUCCAACCUCGCUGCCCCUAAGAAAGGCCUACAAAAGAAUCCAAGUGCAUCUAGACUACGAAGCAGGUCAGGUGACCUUUUUUGAUGCAGAGAACGAAGACUUGAUCUUCACCUUUCCAUCCAGCCACUUUGCAGGGGAAAUAAUUCAUCCCUGGAUGUGGGUAGGGCUCCGAUCCCGGCUCAGACUGUGUCCCUAACUUUACAUGCACUUUGGAGUAGUGGAAGUUGAUGUUGUUUGGCCUACGAGUGGAGAAAAAGCAUCCUGUGCUCAUUCACUUCCUGCCCCCCACCAAAUGUAUUGCAAAUCUGUAUGUUUCCAGGCAUCUAUAAGACACUGGUGAGAGACUCCAGUUUCAAUGUGAACACUGCUAGAAAAAUUGCGCAAGAAUUUACUGCCAACUAGAUCUGUAGGCCAUCUGAAAAGCUAUAAAAUUAUUGGAAGUUUCUGUUAUGCGUAGAAUAGGAUAAUGUAGCCACACAGGAAGGGAACAAGGUGGUGACGGGUGUGGGGUUUUUUGUGUGGAUUAUACUACACAUUCCCAUGUAUUCUGGGCCAGCCUUUGCCAGCAUGAAACCCUCAAUAUAUCAGCUGCCUGGGGCUUAUGGGAAUUGUAGUCCAAAGCGUAUGGAGGGAGCCAGCUUGAUGAAGGCUGCUUGCUAUACUUAGUACUGCUAGCUUGGCUGGGAACAGUGGACUUCUUGCAACUAGCCUGCACCAGAGGAGCAGCAUUCAUAUUUAAUGCAGCCCCAGACUAAAGUAUGAUCUUCUUGCUGUUAAAAAUAGUGCAUACAAAAUUUGGGCGAGAGCAAAUGGGAAAGGGGCAGCACCACAUCCCAUCUAGGAAAUAAAUUACUAGAUGUAACCUACUGAGCCAUGAGGGUGAAAUAGCUCACUAAGGUCCUUCAUAGUGGCCUGUACUCCCAGUUUGCUUCUGCGAAGAGUUUAAACCUCAGCUGUAAUGCAGUGACAGUAACGUAGCAUUGACCUUCUGAAAGAUGUUCUGUUUGGCUGGAUUUAGCACGUUAAGGGUGAUUUGUAGGGUUCUUCACAAUUGAGGUGUUUGAGGACAAUGAAAGCAGGGCAGCCGGGUAGGGUUUCUGCAACCAAAUCUUUACCGCGUCCUGUUAAAGUGAAUUAACAAUUCAUAACCAAAAAUAAAUGGUUAUAACGUU
Messenger RNA from Zootoca vivipara (common lizard), 2471 nucleotides. RefSeq names its product zinc finger protein RFP-like. The record is from RefSeq and is a predicted model, not a curated record. Gene Ontology annotation, molecular function: protein binding; zinc ion binding. NCBI's taxonomy places the organism in Eukaryota, Metazoa, Chordata, Lepidosauria, Squamata, Lacertidae.